Exophiala bonariae is the source of this 1638-nucleotide messenger RNA. RefSeq lists its product as uncharacterized. The record is from RefSeq and is a predicted model, not a curated record. NCBI's taxonomy places the organism in Eukaryota, Fungi, Ascomycota, Eurotiomycetes, Chaetothyriales, Herpotrichiellaceae. Gene Ontology annotation, molecular function: CoA-ligase activity. The coding region runs from base 1 to 1638 and encodes 545 amino acids. The transcript has 3 exons. Gene Ontology annotation, biological process: secondary metabolic process.
AUGGUGAUCAAAUCUUCUCACCCCCCAAUCACUGUGCCUACAGGAGAUCUCUGGAGCUUUUUGUUCCAGAGCAAGGUUCGAGAAUAUCCCGAUAGUCAUGUGAUAUAUUCAGAUAGCUCAACACAAAAGCAAUAUACAUUCGAGGAUGUCCGUGACAAUGCAGAACAAUUCGGGCAAGGAAUACAACAGCAAUGGCAAUGGCAGAAGGGAGACGUCAUGGCUUUGUUUGUGCACAAUUCGGCCGAUGUUGCUGUCGUCACCUUCGGAACCCACUGGGCUGGCGGCGUGGUCUGUCCGUUCAACAAUUUGUACACUGUAGGAGAGCUGGCCGCUCAACUGAGGUCAUGCGAGGCGAAAGCUUUGACCACUCAUAUGGCUAAUAUUGAAGUUGCGCGGGAAGCGGCUUUGAUUGCUGGGUUGCCAUUGUCCCGGGUCAUUAUUCUAGGAGAACAAGAUCCAAAGAGCCAAUUUCGACAUUUCUCGAAUUUGCAAAGGACCUCUUCCAUAUCCACCAGACCUGUGAUUGACCCGAAAGAGGAUUUGGCCUUUUUGGUAUAUUCAUCCGGAACUACGGGUCUCCCAAAAGGGGUUAUGUUGACGCACGAGAACAUCAUCGCAAACAUACUGCAAUCUGCAACCGUAGAUGAAGGUUUCACGUCUUGGCAAACCGAUCGGACCAUUGGGUUCUUGCCCAUGUAUCAUAUUUACGGUAUUGCUGUUCUUCUUCUCGGACCUAUAUAUCGAGGAAUCACUAUUUACAUCAUGCAACGAUUUGAAUUGGGCACGUUCUGCCAACUCAUUCAGGAAAACAAGAUCACGUUGGCAUAUAUCGUUCCACCCGUGGCGCUCGCACUGGCGAAACACCCACUAGUCGAUCGAUAUAAUCUAAGUUCCCUCCGGAUGAUGCACUCAUCUGCUGCUCCAACAUCCGUCGACAUAAUUGAGAGUAUCCACAAGCGCUUGGGAGUGCCUCUCAAACAGGGUUAUGGGCUGUCAGAAGCGUCACCAGGAGUAUCAAGUCAGACCUGGAUUGGUUGGAAUAGCCCUAUUGGCGCAUCAGGUCAACUAGUUCCAUCCAUGUCGAUGAAAUUCAUGGAUAAUGGUGAAGAGGUAACCCAAGGGGAGGAAGGAGAGCUUUGGAUUAAGGGGCCUAACUUAUUCAAGGGCUAUUACAACAAUCCAAAGGCGACAGCUGAAUCGAUCGACUUGAAAGGAUGGUACCGGACUGGAGAUGUUGGUUAUGCAGAUGAAAACAACAAUAUUUACAUUACCGAUCGCGUGAAGGAACUGAUUAAAUAUAACGGUUUUCAGGUUGCCCCUGCUCAGCUAGAGGGUCUGUUGCUCGGCCACCCUGCGGUUGACGAUGUUGCGGUGAUUGGAGUUUACAGUGCGGAACGUGCUACCGAGUUGCCCAGAGCUUACAUUGUGGCAGCUAAGGCUUACACUACUGGGGACGAAUUGGCCAAGGAAAUAACCGGCUGGCUGCAUGCGAAGGUAGCACCUUACAAAAAGCUCCGGGGUGGAAUUAGGUUUGUGGACACGAUUCCCAAGAGCAACGCAGGCAAGUUAUUAAGGAGAAUAUUGGUUGAGCAGGCCAGGGCAGAAGCAUCACAGAAGACUCCAAAGACAAAACUAUAG